AUUGUCCUCUUGAAGAAAAUAUUAAACAUACACUCGGAACAUUAUCGCACUAAACUGCCACAAAUAAGAAGCCACAUAUGAUGCAGGAGAUAACGGACACACGGUCGAAAAGAUGAAGACAUGCACGAAGUUGCGUUCUCGGAUAAUGAAUCUCGCGCGACGAGAUACCCCGCCAGAUUGAACGUCACGCAGCUCGUGAGGUCGAAGAUCGUAAAACGAAAACAACGGAUUCUUCCAUAUCGGUUCAAGGAGGCAGCAGACGCGGUCGAAGAUCCGCGUCACAGCUAGUGGUGAUCAACGAAGAGACGUCUCUUUAUUCCUUGGUUGCGUGUGGUUAAUUGCCUUUUCUCGUGAAGAGUACAAUUUCGAAAAUAAGAGAGAGAGAGAGAGAGAGAUUAUUCUUGAAGGAUUCUCCGAGAAAAGAAAUGCAGAUCAAGGAUAAACGCGCUAUAGUGACCGGAGCAGCAUGUGACCUGGGGCUGGCGAUUAGCAAAGAACUGCUACGAAAUGGUGCCUCGAUGAUAAUUAUGAUCGAUACCGAACAGUCGUCUGGGGAAAAGGCUGUAGAGAUUUUAAACAACGAAUUUGGUCGGAAACGUGCUGUAUUUCUACACUGCGACGUGACAAAUAGCUCCGCGCUCGAUGCUACGUUUAAAGAAGCAAUCAGCGCUCUCGGUGGACUUGAUAUUUUAAUAAAUAAUGUAGGCAUAAUAAACGAAAUCGACUUCUCCAAAGCCAUUGACGUCAACGUGACGGCUGUAAUUCGCGGAACUCUCCUGGGAAUUCAACAAAUGCGGAAGGAUUCCGGAGGCAAGGGCGGUGUCAUCGUAAAUGUUUCGUCUAUUGCCGGAUUACGAGCGUUAUCUCAACUUCCGGUGUAUUCCGCUACGAAGCACGCCGUAGUUAGUUUCAGCCGUUCUUUUGCACAACCCUAUCACUAUGGAAAGACCAAUGUAAAGAUAAUCGUACUGUGUCCCGGUUUGACGGGCACCCUAGAGGACCUACCUCAAGACAUCUCGCACAGUGAAAUUUUGCAGAAUUAUCAACCUCAAAGGGUGGAAAGCGUCGCUCAUGGAUUGGUGUACGUGAUUCGGUGCGCGCAGAACGGCAGCGUGUGGAUCAGCGAAGAUGAGAAACCAGUUUAUGAGGUGCAACUUCCUGACACAUUGCCGCAAAAAAAAAGCGCAAUUGACGUGGAAGGAUUUGUUGACACGAAGUCGAUCGGGAGUUUCACACACAUAUGUUACAUACACAAGUCACAAGAACGUGCGUUAAUUUCCAUCUGUAAAACCUCGAUCAAUCAAAAAAACGGAUCGCUGUACAACACGGCGUACAAAGUUUACAAAUGGAAUCUGCGUCUCGGCUUGCGGUUUUUAUCGCAUUCGCAUCAAAGGAUAAAGGAAAAUAUGUGUUUUCGCAGCAGCGACAGUAAUAGCGAUAAGACGUCAUUCCGUCCAAGUAUGAGGUCAUUCCGUCGUCGUUCCUCAGCAUCCGAAAGAGCGAAGGAGAUCGAAGCGAUCAACUGCAUCGUUUCCGGGAAAAAUGUUCUAAUUACCGGUGGUGCGGCAGGAUUGGGUUACGCUUUCCUCAACCACUUCUUAAAACACACAGCAAACAAAAUAGUUAUAUUGGAUAUCGACGUUGAAACUGGCAGACGGAUCGCGCUUGGCAUCGAAAAGUCUUACAGCGAGAAGAAGGUGCAUUUCAUACACGCCGACGUGUCCAAUUAUAAACAAAUGUCCGAAGCGUUCGAAGAAGCGUCGUUGUUGUUGGGAAAUAUCGACAUCGUGGUGAAUAACGCUGGCAUUUUGGACGAGCGAAGAUGGGAAAGGGAAAUCGCGGUGAACAUCGGUGGUAUGAUCAACACCACGAUGUUAGCUAUGAAAUACAUGAGCAGAAAUACGGGCGGCCAUGGUGGUAUUUUAGUAAACGUGAGCCAACAUGUGGACAUGAGGAACACGGCGCAGCUUCCUGUUUACACUGCCACGAAGCAUGCCGUCAUCGGCCUGUCCCAAUCUCUUUCGGACCCUAGUCAAUACGAGAAGACUGGCGUCAGUGUGAUAACUUUAUGUCCUGGAUUGACGGAAACCGCCCUGACGGUAGACAGCCCCAAUAAAUUGCUUUCCAGAGUCAUGAAGGCGGAUUUCGUGAAGAACCUUGAACAGUUCUCGAUACAGACGCCUUACAUAGUCGCGCAAGGGCUAAUGACGAUCCUAAGGAUCGCCGAGUCCGGUAGUAUUUGGGUCAUUGAGAGCGGCAAGGCGCCAUACGAAGUUUACGUGCCAAAUCCGUGUACGCUGCGUCGUUACUACAAGAACAACUUCACGCACGUCGACACUAAGGUCACGAGAGGUCGCACGAUAAGGGAAGUCUGUGAUACUGCGAGAACAGGCCUGAUGAGUUGUGCCUGACUGUUUUGCUGAUAAUUAGCGAGUACCAAACCCUGAUAUUUCGGUCUAAUCAACGUUGAAAAUUUUCUUGCGCAAUUCGCAUAGCAAACGGAGAUUUAAUCCUGCGGUCGUCGUAGAGGAAUUUCACGUGCGACUUGACGCAAUAAUGUUGCCAAGUGCGUUAGUAUUUAAUGAAACGAUCGUAUCGUUCUGUUAAGUGUAUAGUUAAGCGAUAAGACACGUUUCUUAAAUAUUACGGAUAUUUAAUUGCUAAGUGGAAACACUUAGCUGCAGCAAUAAUCCACAACGAUAUACCAUUGAUUAUAAACGCAAAAGGGACAAGAGAGAGAUCGUUGUAUAGACGCGGAGCGCGCGUCGUGAAAUUUUAUAAAUUGAGAUUAAGUAAAAUCUCUCUUCUCACGAUUUCUUGUGUCUCUUCUGUCGGUUAUUUCGUAUUAACUCUAGGACUGUAUUUUAAGAAUAUUUGCGGGUUUUUUCUUUGUAUCUCCUAUACGCGCUCAUUGGGAGAGACUUCGGAUAUUCCCGUUGAUUUCUCUAAACAUAAUUGUUCAAUGUUCAUUUCUUAAAUAAAUAAUAUCAGGUUUUAAGAAGAAAUAAAUCUGUGAUAAAGGUUUCACAUGCAAUAAAUGCAUUGAAAGAAAAAAAAAUAACGGAAAUUCUAAUGAUACAUUGAAACUUCAUUGGAAUCUCAUAGAUUAAUGCGAUUACUUUAGUUCGAAUUAAUUUGUCGUAUAUUGCAAAAUAUGCUCUGCAUAAUUGCAUUCAGUGUAAGAUUUAAAAGAUCUCGUUGGGUUCAAGUUAUACGAACUAACGCUGACAUUUGUCAUUCAAUAAAUCACUUUCGUGUCGCUUGCCGAUUAGACAAAACACAGUGGAUGUAGCGCGUGGGGCUUCUUUUUUAUGAACGUUCUAAUCUCGUAUAUAUAUAAUGCGCAGUACAUUUCUGUAAAUAUUUCGGUAUCAUCGAGCGCACGAUAGCCUUGUAACAUGCGUUAGCAGAGUUCUAUAAAAGACGUGACGUAAUUCUGCCGACA
This is a messenger RNA of Harpegnathos saltator (Jerdon's jumping ant), 3445 nucleotides long. RefSeq lists its product as uncharacterized. The record is from RefSeq and is a predicted model, not a curated record. Gene Ontology annotation, cellular component: cytoplasm. Bases 426 to 2411 code for a protein of 661 amino acids. Gene Ontology annotation, molecular function: oxidoreductase activity, acting on the CH-OH group of donors, NAD or NADP as acceptor. The transcript is spliced from 14 exons. Lineage: Eukaryota; Metazoa; Arthropoda; Insecta; Hymenoptera; Formicidae.